This is a messenger RNA of Rhizophagus irregularis DAOM 181602=DAOM 197198, 534 nucleotides long. RefSeq lists its product as uncharacterized. Lineage: Eukaryota; Fungi; Glomeromycota; Glomeromycetes; Glomerales; Glomeraceae. The record is from RefSeq and is a predicted model, not a curated record.
CAAACAAAAAAAAUCUUUUUCCAUAAUAAAAACUCUCCAUUUUUUUUUAUUAAAUAAGAAAUAUAGAAGAUGGCAGAAUCUCAAAACAUAGGAUCUCUCAUAAAUAUUGCCAGAAUUUUGUUAUUCGCGUUUAGCUUGGUGUGUUUUACUAUAGACACGAACAAAAUUUCAACAGUAAAUUCAAUAGAAUCGCCUUUUGGGUCUAUUCCGAUCCCUAAAGGUUCUUCUUCGGGUUUUGGGCCCAAGAUCGAUUCAAAAUUGGAUGGCUUUAAAAGUGUCCUCGCAUUUUCUGUGUUUAACGAUCUUGUUUCCUUUCUUAUUAGCGCAUACUAUGUUGUUAUGAUUGAAAAAAAAAGGAAUCAGGAACCUAAUAAUUACUAGGAAACGGUAACCGUUGGUGCGUCCGAAGCAUCAUAAAUUACAUGUUCAUAAAUUUAAACUGAACACUAAAAAUAUAACACUAAAAAUGCUAAAAAAAGUAAUAGUAUCACUAAAAAAUGUCAUUUUAUUAUCAUACUUUAAUACUUUGUACCU